Messenger RNA from Scatophagus argus, 3216 nucleotides. RefSeq names its product zinc finger protein jing homolog. The record is from RefSeq and is a predicted model, not a curated record. Gene Ontology annotation, biological process: positive regulation of translation; positive regulation of cell size. The transcript is spliced from 2 exons. NCBI's taxonomy places the organism in Eukaryota, Metazoa, Chordata, Actinopteri, Scatophagidae. The coding region runs from base 448 to 2547 and encodes 699 amino acids.
GUGAGACGCAAGCAGGCAGAGAGAGAAGACGGAUUUAUAUAGAGAGAGGCCCUCGGCAUCUCCACGGCCGGCCCAAUGAGGGGGUGAGGGGCUCAAGAGCACGACAACGGGGAGGAUAGUGGGAGGAGAAGCAGAAACGGCGGGAUAAGAAGAAGGAAAAAGGCAGGGCGGCAAAAUCAGAAACAGGCUUUUGCAGGAGAAGGGGACUGGGUGGGUGGGAUCUCCAAUGAGGAGGAGAAAAAGCAGAUAAAAGUUUUGGAGACAGCUGGAGAGGGAGAGAGAAGGGGGAAAGAGACUAGAGAGAGAGCGGCUUGAGUCUAUGUUAAUGGAAAAGGUAGGAGGAGAUUCAUGGAAAAAGAGGAGGAAGCUCUCUGCGUCUCAGGAGUCCUCCUGUUCCUCUUCUGCUUCUUCAUCUUUCUGUGAGGCUGCUGGACAUCAUCCAUCACCAUGUUCUCUGACAGCAGGGCUUCAGCGCCUGGGGAGCAGAAAGGCUUCAAGCCUCACGCCCCUCACUUCAUCCCCUGGCUGCGCAAUAGUCUGAAGCCCCACCACAGUAGUGACCUGGGGCUCAACGGACCGUAUAAAUCCAGCUCAGAGGCCCGCAACAACCUGACCCCGCUGGAGAGAGCCAAAGGGAUCGGGUUCUUCUCCAUCCAGGGAAAGGACCGCGCAAAAAAGGGGGAGCUUCGGUGUAAUGGCGUAGGGAUGGCGAGAAUGCUGCCAGUGGUGCUGAGGGGGCACCACAUCCUGCCAGGGAGUCUGGGGAAGCAGAGGGAGGACAGUCCAGCCAGGUGGAACCAGUCUCCAGAGCUGCAUCCAGAGCCCAACACGCAGACCAGUCCAGGGGAUGGGCCACAGGACCUGAGCAACAGCUCCACGUCUGCAGAGGACAACCACACCUUUGUAAGGAACCACAGCAGCCACCCGAGCCCUCUUGAGUCACAGAAUGACAGCACUAGCACAUCAGUCAGGAAAUAUGGGCCACUUGUAGGACCCUUGCCUGCUCCUGGUCCUGAGGAGGCAAACUGUAAGCUGCCUGUUGUGGUGGCCGUGGAGGACAGGAGGGGUAAAGUGUGGGACUACAGCAGCAGUAUCACCUACCGCCAGAGAGACCUUCAUUCAUCCAGCUGGCUGAGCUCAGACACUCAGACACAGGAAAUAACAGAGAGGCAGCAUGGAUUCCCCUCCAGCUUCAGCCACAUCAAACAACAGAGCAGGAUCUCCCAAAGCCAGAGAGACCUGACAGCACUGAGAGAACCACCUGUGGAGAGUUUCAACAGGCCUCUCAAUGGAGUUAUAUUCUCUACCGAGGUUCCUCAGAGAGGCCUUGACUGCGCCACCACUCUACAAGGCCCCAGGAAAUCUAGGCCGAGCUUGGAGCGUAUCGGGAUCCUGGGUCAGAACCAGAAAUGGGUCCAAUACAGGCCGACUAGUGGAGGGGAGCCACAAAGGAAGGAAGCAGGCUGCAGCAGGAAGGUGGUUCGAAACCAGAUUAAAAGGGUGGUGGAUAACCUGGAGCAGGUUCUUACAGCACUGAGAGACGUACACCAGGAAAUGAAGGAGGUUGUGCAGCAGAUCGACUAUCUGACCUCAUCCAUUGAUCUAAAUGAGGAGGAGCAGCAGAGGACUACAGGAGGCAACAUCACCAAGCCUCCCACUGACAGCAGCUCCAGCUCAGGUUCCAGCUCCAGCGAGGUGACAGUAGGUAGCACCCAUCCAAGGCCCUCAGAACCUGAAGACCGGCCAGGACACAUAGACUCCUCUGGCACCCUCAGGAGGGAUCAUCACAGCAUGAGUCAGUCUCAACCAAAUGUGCUGUUGUGCCCAGUAAAGUCUGGGUCUUCAUCGGAGAGGAAUCGAAAUCGGUUCACUUCCGGUCUGGGGUCAUCUUACAGGCAAGGUGGACCACUGCAGGACAGCAAUAGUUUCCUUUCAUCUAAAGUCCCUCAAUUUCAAAAUAUUACCUCCCAUGACCUUACUUUGUCUCCCCACAGAAGCCUACCUGUUCGGCCACCCACUCCUGGUCUCUCCCCUCUAACAGUAAACCUUCCUCACCCCAACAGCCCUGGCUCUCAGCCUCACUCCCCUGAGCCUUCCUCCUCUAUCAGGAUGAGCCCUGUCUCCCCUCCCUCCCCCCUGUCUCCAAAUCCUCAACCACCCCCCACACUUAGCCCUUCUGUCAUCAUAGAGAACAAAAUCGGGCCUUAUAAGACCCCACAAACGGACCACCCAUCUGCUGGUCAGCUCUCUACAUCAGCGACCCAGCCUCCAUCUGCCAUCUGCCCACCCACCGACCCAAAAACUGAAACUGUGCCCAACAAUGACGGAGAGAGCCGAAGUUUCUCAGCAGGGCCCAUUCACAGACCUCCACAGGUGUGCAUUGCCGCUGCAGACAAAGCUAAACCACCAACAGCACAAGGCCGCAGAGGUCGCAAGCCUCCUCCGUACCCCCAUCACAGACCCUCUGAGCACACAAAGAAAGUGAAGGAGCCCCGCAAAGCUCCUCCGUACCCUGAGAAAAGAAGGCUGCUCUCGACCACAGUGUGAGACAACGCAGCAGGAGGGAGAGGCUGAUUGAACGGAGCCAUAUUCACAGCACCAGCCACGAGUCUGCAUGAGCGGAGAGUGAUUUAACACUCGCCAAGUUGAGCUGUGACCAAGUUUCCAAGGUGACAAGAUGCAGACGUAACUUGGGGUGAGUAUGUCAGGAAUAACAGCUUGGCUCCACGGUGAUCCCUUUCCCUCUCUCUUUCCCUCUCUCUGUAUAGGCUGAACAUACAUGGGGCAUCAUAACAUCUGUCUGGGUUACUGCCCUGGUAACAAGAGCCGCUAUACAGAUGCUCGCUUUGCACCCCAGCUCUCAGACUCCCACAGAUCGCACAAUUGAAGGGCAAAGGAGAAGGCCUAAUUAGAUAAAAACAUGAAGGAAAUUGAAAUUACUGCAAGAUGUCAAGACAAAGAAAGAACCGAUUACUUUAUUGCACUUCAACCUAUGCAGCCAGACACAUCCACUCACAUGUAUCAGCAUUGUCUGGGUUAGAUAAUUGCUGUCAGGAGUCCUGAUGGUAUAAUGAGAACUCAGUGCAGCUCAGGCCACUUUGGCUCAGUGGUGUGAAAAGCCCACGCAGGGGAGGAGAACCUGGAGAUCUAUGAUAGAUCUGAAGACAGAAAAGGUCUCAUAUUAUGAAGAACUUAGCUAGGCCAGAAAAGACGUGA